UAUGUACACUGUAGAUUACAUUUUCCACUCGUUUGAUCUGAGAGGAACAUUUUAAUCGAACAAAGGAAGAAAAUUAAAUUACAAGAUUCUGUGGAUACGGCAUCCAUGAUUAUUCUGCUCUACUUUGUGUGACACAGAUUACCUUCUACAGUUUUCACCAAGUGGACUAUACGUGAUUCUUUGUUGGUUGGACGAAUAUUUAAAAAAUGGGUCCUGGAGUGAAGGAAGACCAAACAAUGCCAAAAGGAGGAUUGAAAUGUUACAAACUCGGUAUUAUUUUCUUCUUGCUGAAUGUCAGCAAUUUCGUUGUUCCAGGCACAGGCUUUGCAAUGAGAUCUUGCCGAAUCAGUUACGAUAUCGCCAUAUGUAAGGGUGGGCUCAGAGCUGUUCCUCGGGAUGUUCCUUCAACAGUGAAAGGUUUCGACUUGUCUUCAAACAAAAUUUCUAAAAUACAGGUAUCAGAUUUCAAAAGUCUAUCACUUGUGACACAGAUAGACCUAAGUCGCAACAACAUUUUGCAGAUAGAUACAGGUUCCUUUGCUGAUCUGAUUUCCCUCAAGAAGUUAAAUCUUAAUAACAAUAAACUUGUUGAACUUGCAGAUGAUGUUUUUAAGGGUUUGAGCAACCUCACAGAGCUAAGGAUUAUCAGUAAUAAAAUCAAAGUGGUGGCGUCCACCUCUUUUAGGUCCUUGACAAGCUUGAAGUUUUUGGACAUGUCUUACAACAAACUGGACAACUUAACAAAAGUUAAUUCUAUAUUACAGCACUUGCCAAAUCUACGAGUUCUGAUAAUCAAAAACAUCUAUUUAACUACUUUUCAUUCAUGGGAACUGACAAACAGCUCGCUAGAACUGACUUCCCUUGAUUUGUCUCAAAAUCCCAUCACCAAAUUUAGUAUCACUGAAGAUGUUUUUCCAAAUCUCACCUGGUUUAAUAUCGGCGGCUACCAGAAACCCAUGACAUGGGAUGUGCGUAACAAGACUUUUCUUAGUCGAGUGUCUUCUCUUGAUGUUAGUGGGCUUCAAGUGACGUUUGAGGACAUGAAAACAUUACUAGAGAGUGUCAACUCCUCUCUGAGUUCUAUAAGAAUGUAUGCAAUGAAAUAUAAACCUACAGCUCUUAUCAAUGUUACCUGCACUAUCCCAACAAUGUCCACACUCAAAUUCCGACGUAACAAACUCAGUUUUAUCAGCUCCAGUUUGUUUCAUUUGUGUAUUAACGUUACAGAGUUAGAUGUAGGAGAGAAUAAAAUUACAACCAUAGAAGAAGAGGCCUUCAGAUCUAUGAAACGUUUAAGGAUCUUGACUUUGAGUCAUAACAAACUCUCAAGUGUUCCAGCUGCCACAAAGAAUAUACCAACUCUUGCAGAGCUGGAUCUCAGCUCUAAUAACAUCACCGGGCUUAAAUGUUCCGAUUUUGCCAAUCUGACAAAACUCAGACAGCUCAAUCUAUAUCUGAAUCGGAUUACAACUCUAGAUAAGUGUGUUUUCAAGGAUUUAAAACAAUUGGAAGUUUUAAAGCUACAGAACAACCGUAUCUCCAAAUUAAACAGCGCUUUCAAAUACUUGCAAAGUCUUAAACAACUUCGUUUGAAUGGAAAUAAAAUCAGCACCAUUAAACAUCGGGAAUUUAUGGGCUUGCGGUCCCUCCAGAACUUGUCAUUACAUGACAAUCAAAUAAAAACACUUAAGAAUGGGUGUUUUAUUGGAUUAACAAAUCUUACCGAUAUUCAGCUACAAUCUAAUGACAUUAGAACAGAAGAAAUAAACGGUGCUUUCAAUGAUCUGAUUAAAUUAAGAAGACUGGAUUUGAGGAACAAUCACAUCAAAUAUGAUAGUAGUUCAGCUCUGUCUUCUCCACCAUUUUCUGAGCUGUCCCAUCUGGAGACUUUAGCUAUACCAGCACAACACAGCAGGGGGAAGGCCCAUCUGCCUUGCAACAUCCUGCAAGGUUUGACAAAUCUUUUGGUUUUUAAUACCAGGAACAGUCAACUUUUAUCCUUGCCCAGAGACAUGUUUAAUUACACACCUCAACUGCAAACGCUUGACGUUAGCUCAAAUGACUUUGUGGAUUUCUCUCCGGAUAUAUUUUACCCAAUUCAAAACCUUAAAAGCCUCUACAUAUCUAGAACAACUCUUCGGUCCCUAGAUUUCCUUAAGGAUGCUGGCCUUACUAAGCUGGAGUUCAUGCAGGCGAGAAAGAAUGAAUAUUCAGUUAUCAGUGAGAAAGUAAUGGACUCGCUACCAUCUCUCAUUUAUGUAGACUUUCAAGGCAAUAGUUUCACUUGUGACUGCAAUAACGCCUGGUUUCUCAAGUGGACUGUAAACAACAACAAAACGCAAGUUUUUGACGCUUACAACUUUGAGUGCAACUAUCCUACAGAGCUAAAAGGAACAAAACUGUUGGACUUUGAUACCCAGUUCUGCACAGUGCAAACCGAAUUCAUCUGCUUUGUAUCCACCACAUGUAUAACCCUCCUGUUUAUGGUGGCGUCCUUUACGUACCAUUUCCUGAGGUGGCAGCUGGCUUAUGCCUACUACUUCUUCUUGGCUUUGCUGUUGGACACAAAGAAUAAAAACAAGCAAGUUCCUAAUCAUUAUGACGCCUUUAUCUCCUACAACACCCAUGAUGAACCAUGGGUCAUCAGAGAGCUGUUGCCAAAACUGGAAGGAGAGCAGGGGUGGAGAUUGUGUCUGCACCAUCGAGACUUCGAGCCAGGUAGAGCCAUCAUAGACAACAUUACAGAUUCCAUCUAUGGAAGCAGGAAGACCAUCUGUGUAAUCAGUCGCAAAUACCUUGAGAGUGAGUGGUGCUCCAAAGAGAUCCAGAUGGCCAGCUUCCGUCUGUUCGAUGAGCGGAAGGACGUGUUGAUCCUGGUGUUUCUGGAGGACAUUCCCACAAUUGAGCUGUCUCCUUUCCACCGCAUGAGGAGGCUGCUGAAGAGGCAGACCUACCUGAGCUGGCCGCAAGCCGAGGAGCACCCCGAGCUGUUCUGGGAGAAACUCCGCCAGGCUCUGACGACCACAGAAGAUUACGCUGAAGACAGGUUCCUCCUCACUGUUAUGGACAGACCAUGAAAUACAAUCUCUCUGUGUCAGGUUUACAGCCUCUGGGCCUGUAAAACAGCUCAUACUAGAAGAUCAAGUUGUGAAUAUUUUUUCAGUUUUGAAAGACUAAAGAGGAUGUGAGCUCUGCCUUUGACUUCUCGGUUAAAAAUAAUCUGCUCACUCUGUUCAAGACAAGUAAAACAUCUCUCUGUGGGUCCCUAUACACGGUUGAUUCAGAUUCUUUUUCUUUUUUUUUUUUUUAAACUGUGAAAUGAAAAGUUAUAUUACUUUUAACCAGCACUUUUUUCCCCUCUCAUAGACAACUGCCACAAUGUUAUGAUAUUUUAUAUAGGGACCUGUUCAUUAUUUAGAAAUUAAUGAGAUAACAAACUAUAUAAUCAAAAAACAAACAAAUGAAUGGGAGGAAUAUGUGCUGUAAAAACAAAGGUGUGUAGGGUGAGGAGAUUUACACACACUAGCUGCAGCUCUGGCUUUAUGUAUGGAGCGCACCGGGCCCAGCUGUGCCCCAUGCCACUGAUUGAGCCUCCUAUUUAUGUCUUCAGCUCUGGAGAAAGAUAGUUGUGUCGCUAUUUUGACUGACUGUCUUCGUAUAGUUUGAACUGGAACAAGAUGAUACAGAUUAUAUAUGAUACAAUCAGUAUCAGUUCAUUUAAACUAUGGGAAACUUUGUGAUAAGGGGCUUUAAAUCAUUUAAUUUGACAUGCAUUUCUGUUAUUUAAAAUUAUUUUGUAUUGCAACUUUAAAAAAAAAACAUGCCCUUUGGCUUGUCUAUUACAAAUUUCAAAGCGCUUUUUUUCAUGCAGUUGUAAUCCUUUGUACUGACUGACUCACUGACUAAUUACUGCAAAGUAAGAUAAAAUCUUGAAGAUCGCAAGAUAUGAUAUAUAUUUUUGUGACACUUUUUUUUUUUACUCUUGUUUCUAUAUAUAGAUAAAAUCAAAUGUUCAAGUAAUAAAUUCAAGUAUUUUGAAAAUGUCAGACCUUAAAAUAAAAGU
Molecule: messenger RNA, 4063 nt
Organism: Morone saxatilis (striped sea-bass)
Lineage: Eukaryota; Metazoa; Chordata; Actinopteri; Moronidae
Product: toll-like receptor 13
Exons: 4
Coding region: 207-3077 (956 amino acids)
Biological process (GO): toll-like receptor signaling pathway; immune response
Cellular component (GO): membrane
Molecular function (GO): transmembrane signaling receptor activity; protein binding
Source: RefSeq, a predicted model, not a curated record